AUGCUGCUUCCAAGAUGGUUUGCAGAAGCAAUCUUGCUCCUAAUUCCAAUUCUUGCAACUACAAACGCUGCAUUCAUCGGCGUAAACAUCGGCACAGAUCUCACCAACAUGCCAUCACCACCAGACAUCGUAACCCUUCUCAAAUCGCGACAAAUCACACACGUCCGUCUCUACGACGCCAACAGCCACCUCCUCAAAGCCUUCGCCAACACAACCAUCGAAGUAAUGGUCGGUGUCACCAACGACGAGAUCCUCAAAAUCGGACGGUUCCCUUCAGCAGCAGCCUCAUGGGUCAACAAGAACGUCGCUGCCUAUAUACCAUCAACCAACAUAACCGCCAUCGCUGUCGGCAGCGAAGUCCUCACCACAACACCACACGUGGCUCCCAUUCUCGCCUCUGCUCUCAACAACAUCCACAAGGCACUCGUCGCUACAAACCUCAACUUCCAGGUCAAAGUCUCGUCCCCCAUGUCUAUGGACAUAAUGCCUAAACCUUUCCCUCCAUCAACAUCAACCUUUAGCCCGUCCUGGAACACGACUGUGUACCAGCUUCUCCAGUUUCUCAAGAACACUGGCUCCUUCUUCAUGCUAAACGCGUAUCCUUACUACGGCUACACGACCGCGAACGGGAUCUUCCCGCUAGAUUACGCGCUGUUCAAGCAGCUCUCUCCUGUGAAGCAGAUUGUUGACCCAAACACGCUUCUGCAUUACAACAGCAUGUUCGACGCUAUGGUUGACGCUGCUUACUACUCCAUGGAAGCUCUGAAUUUCUCGAAGAUCCCCGUCGUCGUGACGGAGACAGGCUGGCCUUCUUCCGGUGGGAGCGACGAAGCAGCUGCGACGGUGGAGAACGCGGAGACGUUCAACGGUAAUCUGAUCAGCCGCGUGUUGAACAGCUCUGGACCUCCGAGUAAGCCAGACAUGCCGAUCAACACGUACAUCUACGAGCUUUACAACGAGGACAAGCGGUCAGGACCGGUUAGCGAGAGAAACUGGGGGGUUUUGUUUCCGAACGGUACGUCGGUUUAUCCACUGAGCUUGACCGGUGGUGGUGGUGGUGGUGGCGGUGAGUCCGCGGGUGUGAAUGGUUCUGCUUCGUCGUUGUUGUUCUGCGUGGCGAAAGCGGAUGCUGAUGAUGAUAAGCUUGAAGAUGGUUUGAAUUGGGCUUGUGGUCAAGGUCGAGCUAACUGCGCAGCGAUUCAACCGGGACAGUCGUGUUAUCUUCCUAAUGAUGUCAAGAGCCAUGCUUCGUUUGCUUUCAAUGAUUAUUACCAGAAGAUGAAGAGUGCUGGUGGGACUUGUGAUUUUGAUGGUACGGCCAUCACUACGCCUAGAGAUCCUAGUUAUAGAACAUGCGCAUAUACGGGAAGUUCAAACGCAACGGACUUUCCUCCAGCGUUAGGACCUGUAAGUCCAUUGGGAGGGAACGCAAACGCGCUUAUCAUCUCUAUUUACCAUCUUCCCUUCUCGGCACCGUUAGCUUUCACACUACUGCUACUACUGUUGCUCCAGCCUAACCGCCUUUUGUAG
Molecule: messenger RNA, 1530 nt
Organism: Microthlaspi erraticum
Lineage: Eukaryota; Viridiplantae; Streptophyta; Magnoliopsida; Brassicales; Brassicaceae
Source: the annotation of a GenBank genome assembly